AAAAGAACUUGGCACAAAGUACAAAUAUACAUUUUUGACAGAUGGGUCAUGGGACAUGGGAAAAUUUCUUCAUACCCAGUGCAAACUGAGUUGCAUCAGAUACCCACCGUUUGCCAGAAAAUGGAUCAAUAUCAGAAAGUCUUAUGGAAACUUUUAUAAGGUUCCUCGUACUCAGACAAAACUAAUCUGCAUGCUGGAGAAUCUUGGUAUGCAGUAUGACGGACGUCCCCACUGUGGUCUAGAUGACUCCCGCAACAUUGCCAGAAUUGCCAUUCACAUGCUGAAGGACGGCUGUGAGCUGCGGGUGAACGAGUGUUUGCAUUCAGGAGAACCACGGAGCGUGCCUAUCUCUGCCCCUAUUGAAGGAGCCCCAGCACCUCAAACCCCCAAGAAAAGAAACUAAAAUGAGCAUUUGAAAGACUCUUUCCCAAAAAUAACAUUGCUUAACGUGGACAAAUAUGAAAACCUGUCUCAAUGUGAAUGUAAGAUAAUUGGGACAAACUAAUAUGGGUUUUCUUAAAAUUGUUCCAGUAAUGUGCACAGUUUCUUUUCUGCAAAAGUUUACACCAUAGCGGAUCAGGGUUUGGAUCAGUGGGGUGAGGCUGAGCUUUCACUUGACUGCAAAUUGGGUUUUGAAACUUGCCCCUGAUAAACUGAAAUAACAGUUUCAGGCAAAAGGCUUUUUUCAAGCCUAACUGAUGGGUGAUUAAUACUUGCAAGACUUUUUUGCAUUGCUUUUUUAAUUCAUGUUGCACAUCCAAUGGAAGAACUCCAUUUGUGUUCAUUUGUCAAUAAAAAAUGUUUAUGA
This is a messenger RNA of Sinocyclocheilus grahami, 808 nucleotides long. Its product is annotated as 3'-5' exoribonuclease 1-like. Bases 56 to 403 code for a protein of 115 amino acids. Gene Ontology annotation, molecular function: 3'-5'-RNA exonuclease activity; nucleic acid binding. The transcript is spliced from 3 exons. NCBI's taxonomy places the organism in Eukaryota, Metazoa, Chordata, Actinopteri, Cypriniformes, Cyprinidae. Gene Ontology annotation, cellular component: nucleolus; cytoplasm. The record is from RefSeq and is a predicted model, not a curated record.